Molecule: messenger RNA, 387 nt
Organism: Macrosteles quadrilineatus (aster leafhopper)
Lineage: Eukaryota; Metazoa; Arthropoda; Insecta; Hemiptera; Cicadellidae
Exons: 2
Coding region: 1-306 (101 amino acids)
Source: RefSeq, a predicted model, not a curated record
AUGGAUCUUGCAGAGAGAGGGGUGUGUGUGGAAGAGUGUGACAGACCACGCAGCUGGUGGGAGACUCUCAACUGGAGAAGAAUCUGCUUAUACUUCGGCAUCGCAAUCGUCUUAUACGACUUCUGCUAUUGUAUCAUCAUCUACUUCUACAUCAAGGCGCUGAACAGAAGUCCAGAGUUUCGGCUGGUGGUGUACAAGUCCAACUACAGGUUCAUGAAGCUCUACUACACUUUGCACUAUUACUUCGGUGACGCCUCUCUGCUAGAUGAAGACACUUCCCGCUGGCAGCAACAUGGAGAUCUGUGACAAGACUGUGUAAUUAUUAUAAUUAUUUUCAGCAAGACAGUUUUUUAUGCCACAUGGAGGAGGCAAGAAGUUCAAGAACCU